Molecule: messenger RNA, 970 nt
Organism: Frankliniella occidentalis (western flower thrips)
Lineage: Eukaryota; Metazoa; Arthropoda; Insecta; Thysanoptera; Thripidae
Product: meiotic nuclear division protein 1 homolog
Exons: 6
Coding region: 192-809 (205 amino acids)
Biological process (GO): reciprocal meiotic recombination
Cellular component (GO): nucleus
Molecular function (GO): double-stranded DNA binding
Source: RefSeq, a predicted model, not a curated record
AAUGUUUGCACCAAUGCACAUGGCAUUUAGGCGGCAAUUUUUCUUCGGAAAGAAACUGUUGUUGAAGUUUCUUCCUUAGAAAAAGAUAGAGGGCGAAAGACAGUGAGUGUAUAUCGCCUGUCACAGACUGACCCGCUACUUGGCGACAAAAUUAUAACCUUUAAUUUAACUUCAACAAGUGGCCUCUUAUCAUGUCUAAGAAAAAAGGACUGAGCGUUGAGGAAAAACGCAGUAAAUUGUUAGAAAUUUUCUACGAAAAGAAGGAGUUUUUCACACUCAAGGAAUUAGAAAAAAUUGCCCCUAAAGAGAAGGGUAUAGUCGUUCAAUCCGUCAAAGAUGUGUUAAUGAGUCUUGUUCAUGAUAAUUUAGUUGACAGUGACAAGAUUGGUACAUCAGUAUUCUUUUGGGCUUUUCCAAGCAAGGAGAGGAAUGCCAAAAAGAAAACUCUAGAUGACUUGAAAAGCCGCCUCGCUGAGGAAAAUGCAAAACUCAAAACAGCACGGGAAAAGAUCAUCAGUGCGAAGGUUGGAAGGGAGGACACUGAUAAACGAAUGAAGCUCUUACAAAAUCGUCAGAACUUGUUGGCAGAUGAGGAAAAGCUUACUCUUGAAUUGCAAAAGUAUAAAGAGUCAGACCCUGAGACGUUAGAAAGAAAGAAGCAAGAAAUUAAGGUUGCAAAAGAAGCGGCCAACCAAUGGACUGACAAUAUUUUUACCAUAAAGACCUGGUGCAAGGAUAGGUGUAACGUAGAAGAAAGCCAAAUAGAAAAGUCAUUUAACAUUCCUGCUGACCUUGAUUAUUUAAGCUAAGGAUGGAACUCAGGAUCUGUGAUUUAGAUGAUGCUGCAGGCAAUUCUGCAAAUUUGAUUUUAAGGGUUUGAAUACAUAAACAAAAAUUACUUUGUAUCUAGGUUUAUCUCACUCAUUAUUUAUUUACAAAUUACAUUAUCAUUAAAACUUUAUUAUAUUGA